AUGGGCGCCUGUGUGUCAAAGGGGUCCGAGGCGCCCCAGGCUGCUGCACCAGCUCCCUCUCAGACCGAGCGGCUGGGCCUGCUCCGGGCGCUGGGGGUGCUGGACAGCGAGCAGGGCCCAGACCAGUUCGACGCCAUCACACGCCUGCUGUGCGGCGUGUUCAACGUGCCGAUCGCGCUGGUGUCGCUGGUGGACGCAGAGCGGCAGUGGUUCAAAUCGGUGCAAGGCCUGGGGUCCUGCAUGCAGACAGGGAGGGAGGAGUCGUUUUGUGCCUGGACCCUCGUCCCCGACAGCCCCUAUGUGCUGAUAGUGGAGGACGCUCUGGAGGACAAGCGCUUCAGGGAGAACCCGCUGGUGGUGGGGGAGCCGCGCAUCCGCUUCUACGCGGGCGCCCCCCUCAUCUCCUCGGCCAACGGAUACCGCUACGGCACGCUCUGCGUGAUUGACACCAAGCCGCACCGCGAGUUUGCUGCGGAGCAGUACAACAUGCUCAUCCAGUUUGCGGAGCUGUGCCUAACCAUGCUUCAGAAGCUGGUGCAGCAGUCGUCCACGCUCAGCGACGGCAACCUCACCCCACUGGGCUCGCUGCGAAGCAGCGCCGAGCCCUCUGUGGGCCCGCCCUCCUCCCAGGCGGCGGCAGCAGAGCGGCCGGAGGCGCACCACGGCCUCACCCGCGCGGCAGACUGCUUCAGGGAGGGCGUGGUACUGGUGGAUGCCGGCACCCCCGCCUGGUCGGUCCUGUACACAAACGACGCCUUUACGACCGCCUGCGGGGUGUCUCGCGGCGAGGCGGUGGCGCGGGGUUUCUGGGAAAUGUUUGGGGCGCCGGGGCUGGGCCCCGCUGCAUUCCAGGAGACGGUUGAGGCCGGGGAGGCCUUCACUGCCACCGUGGGCCUGCAGGCCGCACACAGCCGCCUGGCGGUGGUGGACUUCAGGCCGGCAGCUACGGGGCAGCUGGGGGGCCAGUCGCAGCUGAUCGGUAUCCCAUCCAGCGUGGAUUCCACUACCGUGGGGCAGCAGCCGGCUGCGACGGUGCCAACUGCUGCCGGGCCAAAGUACUAUUUCGGGAUACUGCGCGCCGACGGCCGCAGGCCCGCCGCCGCUCCCUCGCUGCCGCCGGGCCCUUUCGCCGCCGCCGCCGCCGCCGCCGGUGGCGGCGCGGGUGGCUCCUCGCCUCCCUCCGGCUCCGCCUCGCCCGCGCCGCUCUCCAUCUCGCGCGCCGCGUCGGCUGCGGCGGCCGAGGUGGCGGCGCACGCGGCGGUGUCGCAGUACAACGCCGGCGGUACCGGCCGUGCCAGCCUGGACAGCGACCGCAGCUUCUCGGGGGUGCCCACCUUCAAGCGAGCCAUGCCCUCGGCCUUCACAGACGUGCGGCUGGGGCCGCUCAUCGGGCGCGGCGCAUACGGCAGGGUGUACCGCGGCAGCUGGAACGGUACCACGGUGGCCGUCAAGGUCAUCGAGACCACCGAUGUGCUGGACGAAGACCUGGGCCUGGCGGCAGGCAAGAGCGGCAUCUUUGAGGCCGUGCUGUCGUCCAACCUGUCGCACCCCAACAUCGUCCACACCUACCAGUAUGCCUUCCGCCCAGUCACGGCGGAGGAGCGAGAGGAACGGGUGUCGGCAGGCUCCUUCAUGAGCGCCUGCGAGGCGGACAGCAGGGGGGCGCCCGCCCUGGCGGCGACCGAGGUGUGGCUGGUGAGCGAGUUUUGCAACCGGGGGCCGCUGCUGACGGCCAUCGAGCGGGGCGCCUUCCUCACCCAGCCCUCCUCGCAGUACGGCCAGCCCAACCUCAUCUCGGUGCUGCAGACCCUGCAAGAGGUGGCGGCCGCCCUGCAGUACCUGCACCGCAGCGACGUGCUGCACGGCGACCUGACGGGCGGCAACGUGCUGCUGACGGCCUCGGACAAGGACACGCGCGGCUUCACCGCCAAGGUGGUGGACUUUGGGCUGAGCCGCGUGUGCAGCGGCGACUACCUGCGCACCCGCACCCUGGGCUGCGCCGAGUACAUGUGA
Molecule: messenger RNA, 2013 nt
Organism: Chlorella variabilis
Lineage: Eukaryota; Viridiplantae; Chlorophyta; Trebouxiophyceae; Chlorellales; Chlorellaceae
Product: expressed protein
Exons: 17
Coding region: 1-2013 (670 amino acids)
Biological process (GO): protein phosphorylation
Molecular function (GO): protein kinase activity; ATP binding; protein binding
Source: RefSeq, a predicted model, not a curated record